AUGGAGCUCGAAGUCACCAUCGUCAGCGCCAAAGGUUUGCGCAACGCGGAUACUGGAUGGUUCGAUGGCAAGUCUGACCCGUACUGCAUUUGUAGAAUCGCUGGACUUCCAUCGCACACAGACAGGACUCGUUUCCAGACGAGGGUCGUGAAGGACUGUCUCGACCCAAGAUGGCAAGAGACCUCCACCAUUCGACUGGCAUCGCAAAUGCAGUACCUGGAGUUUGAGAUCUGGGAUCAGGAUGUCGGGUCUUCGGAAUUUCUCGGCAAGGCCGUUCUCAAUCCAAGAAGGGUUCCGUUGGAGAAGGGCUACGAGGGUGACCUGAAGCUCACCGGAGCUAAAGCAACAGGAAGUCUUCGUGUGAGAGUCGUGGUGCAGAAAGCUGGCUCUCACGACGUCUCCGUGUCGGAGUUCUGCUGCUGUUGCAGGACAUAG
Messenger RNA from Symbiodinium sp. CCMP2456, 435 nucleotides. The record is from the annotation of a GenBank genome assembly. Lineage: Eukaryota; Dinophyceae; Suessiales; Symbiodiniaceae.